GAAAUGUAGGAACAGGAAGAGGUCCUCCAGCUUAUUGAGCUAGUCCCACUAAUCUGCAGGAUCAUGGUUGAUCUUCUGUUUCAGCACCAUACUUCUCCUCUCUACACAUACCCCUGAUCCCUUUAGCUUCUCAAAUCUAUCCAUUUCUUCCUUACUCAGUGAAUGGCCUGGUGCUGUUGGUAGUGCAAGGAGGUAACUCUUGGGGGUGGAAUAUCCACCUCCUGGCUCAGCCAUGCAACAACUAAAUGACCCUUUGGAAAUCAACUCCAGUGGCAGGGUUCCUAUUACUAGUAGAUUGUUGGGAGUCCCAAUAGAUUUUGUAAUGGAUAAUGGUUUUGGGGUGGGUUUAGAGUUACUGCUGUGAUUUUAAAUUCUGCUUUGUUUUGCAGAGAUGGUGAUUUAGCUGAUACUGCUGCUCAUCCAUGGGAGGAAUAUAAAACAGAAUUGCAGUAUUGACUGAGCUGUCAUUGGUGAUUGCUUCACAAUGUUUUAACAGUUUCUAAAAACAAUUGUAGUUGAGGAUGAUCAUUAACCUGAAAUAAAUGAGUUUCCAACUGAGCCUUUUAUUUUGGGGGGGUUAGUGCAUUGUCAAAGAGCUCAUAGCACAGAACACUGAUGGUAACACAGAGGUUCUGAGUUUAAAUUCUGACAUGAUCACUCUGAAAGAUUCUUCAUCAUGGUGAAAGGUUGGGGUUGUUUUCUUUGAAACAGAGGCUGAGGGGAGUUUUAAUUCCACAGCAUAAUAUUAUGAUGGACAUCAGUGGAGUGGCUUAGAGGCAGAUUUCCCACCAGCCCUAAGGGUGACAGGGGCAGAAGCCCUCACAUUUGAGAAGCAUUAAGAUCUGCACCUGUGAUGCUAAAGCAUACAAGGUUAUGGCCACAGUGCUGGAAAAUGGGAUUAGAAUAAUUAGUGGUUGUUCUUGACUGGCAUAGAUUCAACGGGCCGAAGGGCCUUUCUUUUUUGGGCCGUAGACCACUAGACUCUGACCUGUCUCCUGUAGGAAAUAGGUCAAUUGGAGGCAUUGACUUAAAGCGCUUUGUGAAAGGAUUAAAAUAAGUUUCAGAAUUUGUUUUUCAUACAGAGGGUGAUGGGUGUCUGGCACUGAAAGGGCAAUGAAGGCAAGAUUCCCCAGUGUGUUUGGAAAAACACUUAGAUGUGCAUUGAAGCGGCAUAACCCACAGGGUCACAGUCAAGAACUGGAUGGUGCUUUUCUUCCCAUUUUAAUUGAAUUUCAUUUCCUGAAACACAGUUUCUCCUCCUCAGGUGUCUUAGCUGCUCACAAGAUUACAGCAAGUUCGCCAGACCAGGAUUUGCCCACUGUUGGAGGUCUGAGGAAACUUGGUGUCAAUUUCUCCCUGAGCAACAAGGAGACUGUUCAAAAGAGCGAUGUACUAUUUCUUGCUGUCAAGCCACCCAUUAUCCCCUUCGUACUGGAUGAAAUUGCUCCUGAUAUUGAAGACCGCCACUUGAUUGUGUCUUGUGCUGCUGGAGUCACCAUUAACUCCAUAGAGAAGAAACUGUCCUCUGUGCACCAAUUCCCGAAAGUGAUCCGCUUGAUGACCAACACCCCUGUGAUUGUACGAGAGGGGGCUACGGUGUAUGCCACAGGAACGCACGCAGAGGUCGAAGACGGGAACCUGUUGGAGCAACUGAUGGCCAGUGUCGGGUACUGUGUGGAGGUGGAGGAGGAUCUGAUUGAUGCAGUCACUGGGCUCAGUGGCAGUGGCCCUGCCUAUGCUUUCACAGCAAUAGAUGCUUUAGCAGAUGGUGGAGUGAAGAUGGGUCUCACUCGUAGGUUGGCUGUUCGACUUGGUGCUCAAGCAUUGCUGGGAGCAGCAAAGAUGCUGCUGGAGUCAGAACAGCACCCUGGGCAACUGAAAGAUAAUGUUUGUUCACCAGGUGGUGCAACCAUCCAUGCUAUACACUUCCUGGAGAGCGGGGGGUUCCGCAGUCUACUCAUCAAUGCUGUUGAGGCAUCAUGUGUGAGAACAAGGGAGCUGCAGUGUAUGGCUGACCAAGAGACCGUUUCCCCUGCUGCUAUCAAAAAGACCACCCUGGACAAGGUGAAACGGACUGCCUCAAAAGCUGGCAUCAGCCUCUUCAACAAUAAAUACCCUGGAAGCAAGAAAUUCUAAGUCCAGAAUGGUUACUGAAACUGACAUUUUAGGCAGGCGAGAAUGAAACCUGGGUAUUAUUACUAAUGGUUUGAUAUAUAUUCAAUGAAGAUCAGUGGUUUUGUUUUUGUAACAGCUGUCUACUGAUACUGAUUUUUAAAAUAUGAAGGUAAGCAUACAUACCAAGUUCUGUGGAGACCAAUGGUUGACUGUGCCGUCUUUGUGCAAAGUAAUAUUGGUUGUAAUUUUACAGCAGUCUGUUGCUCCCUUUUUUCUUUCCUUCUGAAUUAUUGUUCCCUAAUGCACAAAACCAAUAUUGAUUCUUUUUUGUAUGAAUUUUCCUGACAAGCAGCGCUUUCGCAUUGCUCUCUGCUUAGUCAAUUUUUUUUCUUCUCUCUUCGCCCCUUCCCCCACCCCUCUUUUCUUUUUCCCCCCAAUGCUGGCACUAGUCCUAUUAAUUCCAUCGAUUUCAAUUCUGCUAACAACUCAUUUUUUUUUUAAACCUGACUUUUGUUUUUCAAAAGGGCAUUUUUAAUACAAUGUCCCUAUAUACAAGAUCAACUACACUACCUUUAUCUGUUAUUGAAGAAAUGAAUCAGGUUUGUUGGACUGUUCAGAGUUGACUGUUAUUCAAGUGAAAACUAAUUGUGUCCUAGAAAUCAUUUUCAGGGAUCUAAACUUUAGCAGAAUGGCAGUGGAGAUUUCUCCAAAGAUGACUGGCAUUUUGUCCAGCUGAAUGAUGAUUCAGCAUAAUGCAGAAUGAAACUUGUACUUCAUUUGAUAUGAAACGUGAUCACGUCUUGAGAUUUAGUUUUCCUGUCCACGAUUGGCUAGGGGUGUCCCACCCUUCAUUCUCAGACCUCCUGGGAGAUGUGCAGCACAGGCUUAUGGAUCAUAUUAUGAAUUUGUAAUUAAUGGGAAGAUUAAUUCAGCUAUCUUCCAGCUUUAAGUGCACAACUGUUGCCUAGGCUGAAGCAAUGAUUAAUAAUUGGACUCUCAAACCUACAUAUUUAUGAUUAGAAAUAUAAAUUUUUAAUUUGGGCUUUGAUCAGAUUUCUAACUUUCAAGCGUUUCGAUGUCAAUACACUUGCCACUUUUUGAAUUACUUGUCAAUGGCAUUGAAGCUUGCUUCAAAGCGAAGUAAGAAAUAAGCUUUUUUUUUGUGUAGAAUAAUUGGACAAUCUUGCAUACCCCUGGUAACAGGACUAUUGUCUGUUCUGGUGUCUCGUACACUUUAGCUAUAGAGAAGAAACUUCAGGUCAAUAGUGUAUUUAGUGUUAAUAAAACAAGUGGUGGUAAAGCCUUAUUUAUAUGUGAAUUUUAUAUGCUACAUUCACAUUUUCUAGCUCAGAACAAAAGAUUGAGAGACUUUUGAUCUGGUGAAUGUUGUGAAUUCCUGGAGUGUUUGUGUACUUGUAAUGUAUGACCUAAAGUAGUGAGUUCCACCCACUUGUCCUAAUGGUUAGUGCAAGAUACUGUCAAUAUCCUCCAGGCUAAUACUCAAUUCUACAGCAGAAGAUAAAUUGAGCAAAAGAACAGAUUUGUAGAUCAACAGUUGCUUUGGAAAAAUCUCUUUCAGAAUGAGAUGUCAGGAUAGUGCCUUUAUAUAGUUUCCUACUACUUUAAAAAUAAAUUCUUCAGGUUUUUAGUGCUACAGAGCUUGCUGCUUAUCUAGCAAAGCACAAUUGCUGUCCGGUUAAUGGUUAGAGGUAUUUACUGAUGAAAGAAAUUAAACUGCAACACCUUUUUUUAAAAUAUCUGGGCCAGAUUGAGGUGAUUAGCGAGUCAUGGUGUAAUUGUGCCAGCAAUUGACUUGAUAAAAAGUUCACCAAUCUGUCGAUCUUUUUUUCCAGCUAAGUUCUUCUGAUUGCUAGUUUUGUAAUUUUUUGAACUUGUUAAAUUCGACCUUGCAGAAUAAGUCAAUGGUAUGCUUCCUAUAUACCAAGAAAAUGAAAAAUUCUAUGAUUGGCUGAUAAUCUUUCUUCUCUUCGAGUCAGUCUUUGCUUUGCAAUAUUGUACUAUUACAUGUGGUUUACAAGUGAAACACCAAAAAUAUUUUAACAGGGCCUGCAUUCUUCCCAAUGCGCAAAUAGAAGUGGAAAAGAAGAGCCUGCCUCUCUCUAAUUAUGCAGGUCAAGUGGCUACUGACAUUGUAGCUGGACAGUCACCUUUUUUUGACUUAAACAUUUUUUGCUUUUUAACCCUUGCCAGCUUUUCCUGUUGUCUUUUUUUCACAUUUGCGAAAUGGCUGUAAGGGGCAUCUGCUCAAGAGAU
Molecule: messenger RNA, 4389 nt
Organism: Rhincodon typus (whale shark)
Lineage: Eukaryota; Metazoa; Chordata; Chondrichthyes; Orectolobiformes; Rhincodontidae
Product: pyrroline-5-carboxylate reductase 1, mitochondrial-like
Exons: 6
Coding region: 1114-2136 (340 amino acids)
Biological process (GO): L-proline biosynthetic process
Molecular function (GO): pyrroline-5-carboxylate reductase activity
Source: RefSeq, a predicted model, not a curated record